AUGCCAGGAAUCACUGUUAAAGACGUCGAUCAGGACAAAGUUGUCCAGGGCGUUGCGCUUUUUCUAAAGAAAUCCGGCAAAUUGAAGGUUCCCGAUUAUAUUGAUCUGAUCAAAACUGCUAAGUACAAGGAACUUGCCCCCACAGAUCCGGACUGGUUCUACGUGCGGUGUGCCUCGAUUUUGCGACGAUUAUAUCAUCAAAGUCCAUCGGGUGUUGGUUCGAUAACUCGUAUCUAUGGAGGUCGUCAGCGUAACGGUGUUCGCCCAUCACAUUUCUGUCGUGCUGAUGGUAGUGCUACCCGAAAAGCUGUUCAAGCACUGGAACAAAUCAAAUUAAUCGAAAAACAUCCAGAAGGUGGUCGCAAAUUAACCAGUCAGGGCCAGCGUGAUUUGGACCGCAUUGCCGCUCAGAUUAUUAGCAAACAGCGGGCAGCCUUGAAAAAGGAAGCUGCCACCAUUGUACUGGCUUAAACUACAUUGUUUACACUUAAAGAUGUAAGAGUAUAAAUGAAUGAUACAAAUUUA
Messenger RNA from Malaya genurostris, 525 nucleotides. RefSeq names its product small ribosomal subunit protein eS19A-like. Lineage: Eukaryota; Metazoa; Arthropoda; Insecta; Diptera; Culicidae. The record is from RefSeq and is a predicted model, not a curated record. The transcript is spliced from 2 exons. Bases 1 to 471 code for a protein of 156 amino acids. Gene Ontology annotation, molecular function: structural constituent of ribosome; RNA binding. Gene Ontology annotation, biological process: translation; ribosomal small subunit assembly. Gene Ontology annotation, cellular component: cytosolic small ribosomal subunit; ribosome.